Lepidothrix coronata (blue-crowned manakin) is the source of this 5008-nucleotide messenger RNA. It is a transcript of the gene KLHL28, whose product is annotated as kelch like family member 28. The coding region runs from base 82 to 1797 and encodes 571 amino acids. The record is from RefSeq and is a predicted model, not a curated record. Gene Ontology annotation, molecular function: protein binding. The transcript is spliced from 5 exons. NCBI's taxonomy places the organism in Eukaryota, Metazoa, Chordata, Aves, Passeriformes, Pipridae.
GGCCGGGCCGGCACCGGGACAGGUGGGACCGGGAUAGAGCACCGGGACAAAUCACUGGGACCGAGCACCGGGAGAGCCGCGAUGGACCCGUCGUCCCCGCCGUACCUGCUGGCCAAGCUGACCCCGCUGCACUCGGAGCAGCUCCUGCAGGGCCUCAACGUGCUGCGGCAGCACCGCGAGCUGUGCGACGUCGUGCUGCGCGUGGGCGACGCCAAGAUCCACGCCCACAAGGUGGUGCUGGCCAGCAUCAGCCCCUACUUCAAGGCCAUGUUCACCGGGAACCUGUCGGAGAAGGAGAACGCCGAGGUGGAGUUCCAGUGCGUGGCCGAGGCGGCGCUGCAGGCCAUCGUGGAGUACGCCUACACCGGCACCGUCUUCAUCUCCCAGGACACCGUGGAGUCGCUGCUGCCCGCCGCCAACCUGCUCCAGGUGAAGCUGGUGGUCAAGGAGUGCUGCGCCUUCCUGGAGAGCCAGCUGGACCCCGGCAACUGCAUCGGCAUCUCGCGCUUCGCCGAGACCUACGGCUGCCACGACCUGUACCUGGCGGCCAACAAGUACAUCUGCCAGAACUUCGAGGACGUGUGCCAGACCGAGGAGUUCCUGGAGCUCACGCACGCCGAGCUGGACGAGAUCGUGUCCAACGACUGCCUCAACGUGGUGACGGAGGAGAGCGUGUUCUACGCGCUGGAGUCCUGGAUCAAGUACGACGUGCAGGAGCGCCAGAAGCACCUGGCGCAGCUGCUGCACUGCGUGCGCCUGCCCCUGCUCAGCGUCAAGUUCCUCACGCGCCUCUACGAGGCCAACCACCUCAUCCGGGACGACCACACCUGCAAGCACCUGCUCAACGAGGCCCUCAAGUACCACUUCAUGCCCGAGCACAGACUGUCCCACCAGACCAUGCUGAUGACGCGGCCCCGCUGCGCCCCCAAAGUGCUCUGUGCCGUGGGGGGCAAGGCCGGGCUCUUCGCCUGCCUGGAGAGCAUGGAGAUGUACUUCCCGCAGAACGACUCCUGGAUCGGCCUGGCCCCGCUGAGCAUCCCGCGCUACGAGUUCGGGAUCUGCGCCCUGGAGCAGAAGAUCUACGUGGUGGGCGGGAUCGCCACGCACGUGUGCCAGGGCAUCAGCUACAGGAAGCACGAGAGCUCGGUGGAGUGCUGGGACCCCGACACCAACACGUGGAGCUCGCUGGAGCGCAUGUUCGAGAGCCGCAGCACGCUGGCCGUGGUGGUGCUGGCCGGGGAGCUCUACGCCCUGGGCGGCUACGACGGGCAGUCCUACCUGCGCACCGUGGAGAAGUACCUGCCCAAGGUGAAGGAGUGGCAGCUGGUGGCCCCCAUGACCAAGACGCGGAGCUGCUUCGCGGCGGCCGUGCUGGACGGGAUGAUCUACGCCAUCGGGGGCUACGGGCCCGCGCACAUGAACAGCGUGGAGCGCUACGAUCCAAGCAAGAACUCCUGGGAGACCGUGGCCUCCAUGGCUGACAAGCGGAUCAACUUCGGCGUGGGGGUCAUGCUGGGCUUCAUCUUCGUGGUGGGGGGACACAACGGGGUGUCCCACCUGUCCAGCAUCGAGAGAUACGACCCCCACCAGAACCAGUGGACGGUGUGUCGGCCCAUGAAGGAGCCCAGGACAGGGGUCGGGGCGGCGGUGAUCGAUAACUACCUGUACGUGGUGGGGGGGCACUCGGGCUCCUCCUACCUGAACACGGUGCAGAGGUACGAGCCCAUCUCGGACACGUGGCUGGACUCCGCAGGGAUGAUGUACUGCCGCUGCAACUUCGGCCUCACCGCGCUCUGAGGAGGGGCAGGACCCGCCCACCUCACCGGUGCCAGACGGAGCUGCUUGGACACGAUCCGUGCUGCGGGGCCCGGAGCUGCCAGCUGAGGAACCUCCCGAGGUUGGGAUUAAAAUGAGGAUUUGUUUUCUUCCCAUAAUUGGCCUUUGUUCUUUCAGCAGCAGAGGGAUGGAAAGCUGCUUCACCAGCUGGCUUUAGCUGGCCCCCUGUCCGCGGCAGUGGGGUUUAGGGAGUACUGUCCACGCCUGGGAUCCGGUUGGAAACUUGUCCAUCUAACCCUUUCUAGAGCUUUCCUCUCUUCCUCCUGCCUCCUCUGGAAUAUGAAGUUUACUGUGCUUGGGGUGAGAGCUGUGUGAGUGUGUGUGUGAGUGCAGGGUUUGCUGAGUGGUGCCUGGCUGUGGCUGCACACGGAGGAAGCGCCAGUGCUUCAUGGGUUUUUUAUGACCAGUAACUCAAGGGCUGCCUUGUUUCUGUAUCUCAAGGUCUGUAAAUAAUAAAUGCCAUAGGAUGUUGCCUGUACACUCUCCUUUGUUACCUGCUCGCUGGUAGGAGGGCUGGGAGGAUCAUUAGGAACUCCUUAGGGACAUUUCCAGGGCAAGUUUCUUGCCUCUUCACGGCGUUUUUGGGUCUGAUGGCGAGAAAUUGCAUUUUUAACUUUCCCUCCCAUUUUCUUUCUGUGGAGAAACGACUGCUAGAUGGUCUGACUUCAUCUUACUGCGUGUUUUCAGUUGGAAUGCAAGGAAAAAUCCCAGCAGCAGCAUUCCCAGCAUGAUGCACAACAACCCCCAGAGCCCAGCCCGUCCCCUCCUCCCCCCGAGCGCACUCGUGUCCGUGUUCCCUCCUUUUUUAAAGAAUGUAUGAUCUGCUUCCUCAGAGUGUUCCCAUCUACAAAUGGUGCUAAAUGUGGGGUUGGCAAGGGGGCUGUUCCUGGUUUCAGUGCAUAAAACACAUUUGGGUUGUUCCAGUUCCUUCUUUGCUCCAUCCCCCCCGUGCCUGCAGAGCUGUCCCGGAUCACACAGCGAGCUCCUCCCUGGGUACUGCAGUGGGGUUUUAUUUCACAUCUCUUUGUUGUUCCCAUUCUCACAAACAGGGAGAUCCCAGCUCGGGCUCUUCACACAGUUUUUUGCCUUUAGCACCAGUGCAGUGAGGUCAAAGCCCAGGGCUCAUCCCAAACCCGGGUCCUGCUGAGGCCGAAGGUCAUCCCUGGGAUCAACCACAGUGUCACUGUGUGACAGCCCAGAACUUGGUGAAAAUUGGGGCAGAGGGAUAGAACCCAAUGCUGUGAAUUAGAACCUUUAUUUAAAAUAGAAUUAAAAUUGAAUUUUAGCUAAUUUAGACUAUUUGGGGUUGUCCUCUGAUCACGGUUACCUUGGAUUUGUGUUGCUCUCUGUCUGCCUUUUCCCAGGCCUGGUACUGAGGAGUUUUUCUGCCUCCAGAGUUCCUUUCCCUUUGUUGUAACAUGUUAAAUUAAUGUUUGUUUUCCCUUGGUUUUCAAGCCCACGUAGUAUUAUUUUUGACAGUGCAAUAAUAUUUGAAAUAGUUGCUUUAAAAGCCAUUUCUUUAUAAUUCUGCUGAGCUGGGGGGUGUUGAGUGCACUGGAUUUAUCCUGUGGAGCUGCUUGCAGCCAGGGAAGCAGAGCUGGUCCUGUUCUUCCAUCCUGGACACUCAGAUUGAACUGGUCAAGGAGGGUGUUUGACCAUAAAACAUUGCUCGUAAAUAACAGGUUUUUGCAGAGACUAUAAAAUCCUUCAGGUCUGCUUCAGAUUUGAUAGAAUUAAGCAGGACUUUAAAUGUAUAUAAACUGCAUUGAAAACGCUGAAAUUGUUGAUUUAACCCACUAAGGAUUCCAGUUAUAGCAAUAAUAACCUGAUUUAGUUAUUCCAGGGCAUCUCUUGGUAGGACACGAGGAGCUGCAUGGCUGUAUUUGCAUGUUUGUGUGUGGAGAGGAGAAGAAAUCAUGGAAUGGUUUGGGUUGGAGGGACCUUAAAGCCCAUCCAGUGCCACCCCUGCCGUGGGCAGGGACACCUUCCACCGGCCCAGGUUGCUCCAGCCUGGCCUUGGACACUUCCAGGGAUGGACCAGAAUAAAAAAUCCAUGGGUCAGGUGGUUGUUUGUAUAAACAUCUUUCAAUGGCAGCAUUCAAAGCACUUAAAGCUGCCAAAUGUUUUAUUCUCAUUCCCCAGGCAGUGGGACUGUUAAAUCCCAGAGUGGUUUGGGUUGGAAGGGACCUUAAAGCCCAUCUCAUCCCACCUUCUGCCACGGGCAGUUCUUAGGGAAUCAUGUCCCUUAAAAUCAUGCCACUCCCAUUUCCCAUCCAGGUGCUGCUUGUCCUGUCCCUGAAGUGCUUUGGGUAGAGGAGGAUCAGACACAACAAUCAGUGUAAAUCUGCUUUUAAAGAUCAAUAAUCUCAUGGGAAUGUCUGUCUGCAGGUUAAAAAUUAAGGACCUUCAACUAAGAUGUCACAACAACUCCAAAUUAUCAUCCAGUUCCAGUUCUGACUCUCUCCAUUUAUCUGUACAGCACUUUACAACGGUUGCAGUGAGUUUAUACGUGCACAAACAGCUCCUGAACUUCUGCUUUUUUUGAGAUACUCAUCUUUAAGCUGCUUGACAGUCUCUCUUCCUAGGAAUGCUUUCCUUUCAGGAAGCCUAGUUGGAAUUUCUCGAGGGGUAAAUGUGUCCAGUCCACAUUCCAGACAGGUUUUUUCUGGGGGGGUAAGGUGUUAUUUCCAUGAAGUUCCCAUCUGUAAGUCCCCGUCCACUGUAUGAAACAAUGCAAAACGCCCCAACUUGCCUUAAAUUCUUCCUCUUGACCUGAAAUGCAGAGAACUGGAUGAUAAUUCCUACUUUUUUGCCUUAUGAGCUGUGCUGUAUUUUAAGCCCAAGGAUUUUUAGCGGGAUUUAAUAACUGUACAGAGAAUAAUGUACCAAAUGGGACUCGGACUCGCCCCGAGGGUUUGCCUGGGAGUCAGAGCUGAUCCCUGUGGUCUGUGCCCGUGGAGUGGUUUUACCUGUGCAUCUCUUUUCUUUUUCUUCAGCAGCAACGUCCCGAGUUUGUUCUUGUUUACACAAGUGGCAUUUGAGUCCCACAGGAAAAGAACUGUGAGGUGUUUUGGGGUCUUUGGUAGUUCCCAAGGUGUUGCUCUUGUGCUCUGUAAGUAUUUGUUGUAACUAUUUCAUUGAAUGUGAAGCCAUUUAGUAAAUAAACCUGGGG